CGGGGCGUGCGGAGGCCCCGACGGCUCUCGCGGCGGGCUGUGAGGCCGGCCCAGCUAGUUGCAGCGAGCGCCCCCCGCGCCCCGCUCUGGCAGUCCCGGCGCCCCCGCCCCGCGCCCGCCAUGCCCGAGCAGCUCAGCGUCGCCGAGUUCCUGGCCGUCACUGCGGACGACCUCAGCUCCCCGGCCGGGGCCGCCGCCUUUGCCGCCAAGAUGCCCCGGUGCCGGGGGGCGGCACUGGCGCGGGAGGAGACCCUGGAAGGAGACCAGGCCAUCUUGCAGAGAAUAAAGAAGGCUGUGCGGGCGAUCCACAGCUCCGGCCUUGGCCAUGUGGAGAAUGAGGAACAGUACCGAGAGGCUGUCGAGUCUUUAGGCAACAGCCACUUGUCCCAAAACAGUCAUGAGCUGUCCACUGGCUUCCUGAACUUGGCCGUGUUCACCCGCGAGGUGGCUGCACUUUUCAAGAACCUGGUUCAAAACCUGAACAACAUCGUCUCAUUCCCCCUGGACAGUCUGUUGAAGGGGCAGCUGAGGGACGGGCGACAGGAUUCCAAAAAGCAGCUGGAGAAGGCGUGGAAGGACUACGAAGCCAAAAUGGCCAGGCUGGAGAAGGAGAGGGACCGGGCCAGGGUGCCAGGAGGGAGCCCCGGGGAGGUGGCCCAGGACACGCAGAGAGAGCGACGUGUCUUCCAGCUGCACAUGUGUGAGUAUCUGCUGAGAGCCGGGGAAAGCCACAUGAAGCAGGGUCCUGACUUCCUGCAGAGCCUCAUCAAAUUCUUCCACGCCCAGCACAACUUUUUCCAAGAUGGCUGGAAGGCGGCUCAGAGCCUGUCCCCCUUCAUCGAGAAGCUGGCAGCCUCUGUGCAUGCGCUGCGUCAGGCCCAGGAGGGGGAACUACAGAAGCUGACCCGGCUCCGGGACUCCCUCCGAGGGGCCCUGCAGCUCGAGAGCAGAGAGGAGAGUCUGAGCCGGAAGAACUCGGGAGGUGGAGGCGGCUACAGCAUCCACCAGCACCAAGGCAACAAGCAUUUCGGGACAGAGAAGGUGGGCUUUCUCUACAAGAAGAGUGAUGGAAUUCGAAGAGUCUGGCAGAAAAGGAAGUGUGGAGUCAAGUAUGGCUGCCUGACCAUCUCCCACAGCACGAUAAACCGGCCCCCAGUGAAGCUGACCCUGCUGACAUGCCAAGUGAGGCCAAACCCUGAGGAGAAAAAGUGCUUUGACCUGGUGACCCACAACAGGACAUACCACUUCCAGGCAGAGGAUGAACAUGAGUGUGAGGCGUGGGUGUCAGUGCUACAGAACAGCAAGGAUGAGGCCUUGAGCAGUGCCUUCCUCGCGGAGCCCAGCGGCGGCGGCCCGGGGCCCUGCGGGGGCGCCGGGCUGGACGGGGAGCCCCAGGACCUCACGAAGCUGCUCAUCGCCGAGGUGAAGAGCAGGCCCGGGAACGGCCAGUGCUGCGACUGCGGGGCUGCAGACCCAACGUGGCUCAGCACCAACCUGGGCGUGCUCACCUGCAUCCAGUGCUCCGGCGUCCACCGCGAGCUGGGCGUGCGCUUCUCGCGCAUGCAGUCCCUCACCUUGGACCUGCUGGGCCCCUCCGAGCUGUUGCUGGCCUUGAACAUCGGAAACACGCGGUUCAAUGAGGUCAUGGAGGCCCAGCUGCCCUCACAUGGCGGCCCUAAACCCUCAGCUGAGAGUGACAUGAGCACGCGCAGAGACUACAUCGUGGCCAAGUAUGUGGAACACAGGUUUGCCCGCCGGUCCACACCGGAGCCUCAGAGACUCCGGACGGCCAUUUGCAACCGGGACCUCCUGUCAGUACUGGAGGCCUUCGCUAACGGGCAGGACUUUGGACAGCUGCUGCCUGGGCCGGAGGGGCAGGCACCUGGAGAGCUCGCCCUGCACUUGGCCAUCAGAGUCGCCAGCCCCACCUCCUUGCCCCUGGUGGACUUCAUCAUCCAGAAUGGAGGUCACCUGGACGCCAAGGCUGCUGACCGAAACAGCGCUCUGCACUGGGCUGCUCUCUACAACCAAGCUGACUGCCUCAAGCUGCUGCUGAAAGGGAGAGCAUCGAUUGGCACAGUGAACGAGGCAGGAGAGACAGCUCUGGACAUAGCCAGGAAGAAGCAGCACAAGGAGUGUGAGGAGCUGCUGGAGCAGGCCCAGGCCGGGACCCUUGCCUUCCCCCUGCACGUGGACUACAACUGGGGACUCUCCACUGAGCCUGGCUCUGACAGUGAGGAGGACGAGGAAGAGAAGCGCUCCCCUCUGAAGCCCCCAGCCCAGGCCUGCUGGGCCAGCGGGAGGGUCGACCUCAGCAACAAAACCUAUGAGACCAUCGCCAGCCUGGGAUCAGCUGCUCCUCAGAGCCAGAGUGAGGCCUGCCCCCCACCCUUGCCGGUCAAAAACACUUCUCGGACCAUGGUCCAAGGGCGUGCAGGACAUGCCAGUGGAGAUCGUUCUGAAGUCCCCAGCCUGAGCUCAGAGCUCUCCGCGGCCCCUGAGAGCCUAGGCAGUCCAGCCUCCACCCCAUCCAGCCUCACGAGCCCUGUGGACACUGCGGGUCCCACCCAAACCCCGCCCAGCUCUGAGGAGGGCCCCUCCCGACCCAGCCUGCCAUCUGGAACCACCCCUGCGGAGACGUACCCCCCGGUCAGGUUCAGCUCCGAGAGCACUCGCUCCUAUCGGCGGGGUGGACUGGAGCCUGGAAGACUGUCCCUCAGCCAGGCAGCCUCUGCCCACAAGGAACAUGCCGGUUGGCUUCACUGAGGAGAGGGCUCCAAGACAGGGGUUCUCCUGGAAGCUCUGUGCAGCCUUUGCAAGGCUAGCUCCUUGCAUGCCUGAACUCACCCCACGUUGGACCCCAAUGUUCAGAGCUAGGACUUGAGCCCGCAAGACUGGGGAGCUGAGGUGUCCAUUCCCUUGGGUCUUGCUCUGUCUGUCCCUUGUGCCUCUGUGGCUGGCCUUCCUCCCUGCCGUGGGCCUGUGACCCCUCCAAGGGUACGGACCCCUUCCAUGUUAGGGCUAAUGGCAAUUCCUUCCCCUCUGUCCCACCACCGCCCAUGGAGCCCUAUGGCUGGGUCUGAGAACUCAUGAGCUAGCUUUAGCUGCAGAACCCUCAAUCUCUCACCAGACCACAAUGUUUCUUCCAUCAGCCUGGGGGCUCCCUAAGAGUAGGACCAACCCACCUCCAUCUUCCAGACCAGAGAUUCCGCCAGCCAAGGGGCUGCCUUCUCGGUCAUUCAUUGGUCUAGUAUUCCUUUACUGAGUUCCUCUCUAUGUCCAGAUGCCACAUGAGUAAGACAAGGGUCUUCAUUCAUUGGUCUAGUAUUCCUUAACUAAGUUCCUCUCUAUGUCCAGAUGCCACAUGAGUAAGACAAGGGUCUCGCAGAUGUGGUCCCUUGCUGGGACGCUGAUCCCAAAGGCUGGGCUUGGGAAUGGGCAGGGCUAGAUUCCAGGGGAUGGUCCUGGGCCCAUCUGCUGCCUUACCCCGAUGGGACACUGCAUUGUCUACAGCUCGCAUCCAUUCUGGUUGGCCAGCGCUCAUGCGGUACUGGCUGUUAAGUAAAUACUCGCUAGCACUCCUUUCAAGGGAUGGCACAGCCCUCCCGGGGACCUGCUCUAUUCCCCAGUCAGGAAGUAGACUAGGAGUAACCCCCGUUUGCCUAUUCUCCUUGAUGUAGCAGGAAGGAAAGUUCUGGGAUGAUUGACCUUCCCUUCUCUCCUUUUUCUUUGGUCAACUCAGGAGCCUUCCAGUCUUGGGGGUGGAAAGAGCUAAGAAAGGAGGAAGGAGAACAACAGGAACGGGAAGGCAGGGGCUAAAGGUUCUGCUUCCCAGUCCCAGAAGUGCCACCGUGACUGUCAGCCCCAUAAUAGAGAACAGGUACAGCUAAGCCAUCAUCAAUCUCUAACACAGUUUUAUGGGCACCGGGCGCUGGGCCCUGGCAGGGAUGGGCCAGGCCAGACAGGAGAGGCCAGAGGGUGCCAAUGGCCAACGAAGCAGUCUGGCCCGGGAGGCUGGGCUGUUUACCCUGGAGACCUGACUGGUCUGGGAUCCUACAGGAACGGGUUGUCUUCUGGGCCUCCAGCGUCUGGUUUUAUUCAUCUCAGCCUUGUUAUCUCACUCAUCUCUAAUAAAAUAUUUUUUUGGAUUAAAUUCCAGUGGUUUCAUUUGUGGGAUCUGAAGAACAAUAGGGAAGGGGUGGAAAUCCUAGGGCCUGGGAUUCUCUCUCUGGAUCCACUAAGGAAGACGCCUGGUUUGAAGCUGCGCAAACAGAGGUUUGCAAGCAGGGCUGGUUUCACCCCAGGGGAUGUUUGGCAAUGCAGACUUUUUUUGACUGUUCCAACUGGAGGGUGCUACUGGCAUCUAGUGGCUAAAGGCCGGGGAUACCAUCCUCCAGUUCACAGGUCAGCCCCCACAACAAC
Messenger RNA from Ailuropoda melanoleuca (giant panda), 4422 nucleotides. RefSeq names its product ArfGAP with SH3 domain, ankyrin repeat and PH domain 3 (gene ASAP3). Gene Ontology annotation, cellular component: cytoplasm; intracellular membrane-bounded organelle; focal adhesion. Gene Ontology annotation, molecular function: protein binding; GTPase activator activity. Gene Ontology annotation, biological process: regulation of stress fiber assembly; cell migration; positive regulation of GTPase activity. Lineage: Eukaryota; Metazoa; Chordata; Mammalia; Carnivora; Ursidae. The transcript is spliced from 25 exons. The coding region runs from base 121 to 2766 and encodes 881 amino acids. The record is from RefSeq and is a predicted model, not a curated record.